AGUACCCACCCUCACUCAUCCAUGGGAAACAGCAAAAGUGGUUCCCUGUCUAAAGAGAUCUUGGAGGAGCUGCAGCUGAAUACCAAAUACAAAGAGGAGGAAUUAUGUGCCUGGUACCAGUCCUUCCUGAAGGAGUGCCCCAGUGGCAGGAUAACCAAACAGGAGUUUGAGAGCAUCUACUCCAAAUUUUUUCCAGAUGCAGACCCGAAGACGUAUGCCCAGCAUGUGUUCCGCAGUUUCGACACAAACAGUGAUGGGACCCUGGACUUUAAGGAAUAUAUCAUUGCACUCCACAUGACCACAACUGGCAAAACCAACCAGAAACUGGAGUGGGCGUUUUCCCUCUACGACAUAGAUGGCAAUGGUGCCAUCAGCAAAAAUGAAGUCCUUGAGAUCGUCAUGGCCAUUUUCAAAAUGAUCCAUCCUGAUGACCUGAAGCAACUUCCAGAUGAUGAAAAUACUCCUGAAAAAAGAGCUGAGAAGAUCUGGUCCUUCUUUGGAAAGAAAGAUGAUGAUAAACUUACAGAAAAAGAAUUUAUUGAAGGAACACUGGCUAAUAAGGAAAUUCUUCGACUAAUCCAAUAUGAGCCACAAAAAGUGAAGGAGAAGCUUAAAGAAUAAAAAUCCCUGAUGCCAAUUCUCAAGCCACACUGCCCUCUCCCAUCUCACUUAUUGCUACUCCAGUUUCAUAAUUCCCCUCAAAAAAAAUUCAGAGAAAAUCUCCCUGUAUCCUCAUCCUCCUUUUUGGACCAUCAGGUUCAGAAGUGAAGUCACCUCACCUGGACUGAGUACCACCUUAUCUUGUUUGUUCAAUCUUUAGUAAAUGGCAAAUUCCUCACCUGGUUUCUCCACCUUUCUUGCCCCAACCCCAACCCAUGCCUCUUAGGCUUCUCAGUGAUAAUCCCAGUAUUAAGACAUAGUGCUCAGAAAGGAAUGAAGGUCACCCUUCUGUAAUCUCCUUUGAGUCUACAGUGUCAGCAUGUUUCAAUAAAUGUGAGAGAUAAUGGGAAUAUAACUGGGCAAAGUCUGAUGGUGACUUGGAAAUAAAAAAGAUUUCUGGAUGUAAGACUUAAAAUGACCAAGGACUCUGAGUUUUGGGACACAGGCACUUAAGAUAAAUAGGUUUCUGAGACAAAUAAUUCAUAAAAAGAAGUUUUACUGUUUUCAUACUGUUCCUUUCAUUAUCACUAAUGCCAAGGGUUAGAACUGCUUGAUCUUCCUUACCACUCCACUACACAUACAUAUUAAGGUCUUCCCCAAGUAAUUUUAGCUACAUUCCUUAGAGAAAGAAUCUAGUCUAUAAGACUUUAAAAUUGAUAGAAACUUUAAAGAUCACCUCAUCUAAUCUCCUGUCUUUAACAUAAGCAAAGUGAGUCCCAGAGAUUUGCUUGAGGUAGUGAGUCUUUUAAUUCCAAAUCCAGUGUUCUUUUGACCAUGAAUAUUCAUAUACCCCAUUCAUAUACCACAGCUUGUUCAGACAUUCUUCAAUAGGUAUAGAGCUGGAGGUAUAUAGCUCACUUUAGAAAAUACUUGUAAAUUUAGUCAUCCUCAAUUUGCAGAUGAGAGAAUAAGGUGUAAAUUAUCCUUUUCAAAUUUGACUGGGACACAUUUUAAAAAUUAGGUUGAUGACAACAUUCAGUGGAGAAUAUUCAGAAUGAUGAAGGGACAAAUAUUCAUACUAUAUGAAGGAGCUGUUGUAGGAAGUGGUGAGGUUUAGGCUGGAGAAGAGGAGACUUAGCAAGGACAUAAUAUUAAUAAUUACAAAUUAUUAUUAUUGCUAGCAUUUUUGUAUACUGCUUUAAGAU
This is a messenger RNA of Antechinus flavipes (yellow-footed antechinus), 1805 nucleotides long. It is a transcript of the gene RCVRN, whose product is annotated as recoverin. Lineage: Eukaryota; Metazoa; Chordata; Mammalia; Dasyuromorphia; Dasyuridae. Bases 22 to 621 code for a protein of 199 amino acids. Gene Ontology annotation, molecular function: calcium ion binding. The transcript has 3 exons. The record is from RefSeq and is a predicted model, not a curated record.